AUGUUGAUCGAGUGUACGCAUUGGGAACGUACACUCGAUCAGCAGUUCUUGCAAUCGCUCCUCACAGCUACCGCGCAGCCACCUGAAGAGCAGCGCAAGCGGAAGAUGAGCACUCUUGAACUUCAGCUCGACUACGUUCUGACGAGGAAAAUCUCUCAGUCGGAUAUCCGAAAAUCUAGAGCUGUUUGGAACGUUGCCUUCGACUCUGACCACCGUCCAGUUCUUCUCAGCUUCAAGAUACGGUUUCACAAGAGAAACCGAGGAGUUCCUCCUCAACCGAAAAUCGACAUGGCAGGUCUGAAAGACGAUGAAUGCAGAACAAAAUUCCGCCAACGUGUGUCUAUUCAUGUUGGAGUACGGACCAGAAAGAAGUUUAGCGAUGCGGAUUCCUUCACAAAGUGCAUCCAGGACGCUGCAAGGGAAACGCUCCCGGUUCUAUUGCCGCGGAAGAAGUUUGCCUUUGCAUCUGCGGAAGCAAAAUCCACGUACAAUUCUGUAUGUGUCGCGCACAGCGCUGACUUCAACCAGGAAAAGAAAAGAAAUCUUAGAAGGAAGCUGCGUCGUCAACUGCAACAAGACCGCGAUAACGAGUGGAUGUCCAGAGCGAUGGAGUUUGAGAAGGCGUGGGAGGACAGGAACCCGCGGAAAGCCUAUGCUCUACUAAAACAAUAUAGCGGCAAAACGAAAAGAUGUUCUCCAGUCCCCAACACUGCCAAUGGAGUAGCUGUCGGUGAGGCAACCCUUCCAAUUUGGAAGGAAAACUUCAAAGCCCUGCUGAACCGGCUAGCACCCUCAGCUCCUGAACUCGAACAUAGACCGACAUAUGCGGUUAACGAGGAGCCACCGACGGAGUCGGAGGUUCUAGCCUGUAUUCAAAAAACGAGGAAUGGAAAAUCUGAUGGAGACGAUAGGAUUGGCGCAGAAAUGCUAAAAUAUCUUCCUCCAUCUGGGAUUAGUGAGAUGACAAAGAUCAUCCGUUCAAUAUGGAUAGACGAAAGGAUACCUGACUCGUGGGGACACGCUAUCAUAAUUCCCCUCCACAAGAAGUUAUCCGUCACGGACCCUAGGAAUUAUCGAGGAAUCUCUUUGCUGUGUGUUAUGUACAAGGUAUUGGAGCGCAUUAUCCUGGACCGACUUAUUAAAUAUCGCGAAGAAACAACGCGCGACGAGCAAGCUAGCUUUCGUCCUGGCCGAUCUACGAUUGACCAGCUAGCGUUUCUGGACUUUGAAGUCGCGUUCGACUCUCCUCACCGACGCCGUCUUCUCAACGCGUUCCGCGCCGACGGAGCACCAGGAAAGUUCGUUCGCUUGCCUGAUGACAUGAAUCAACAAGCAACUGCUGCAGUUCGAACACCAGCCGGAUGUACAACACCGUUGGAAGUGGUAACUGCAGUAAGACAAGGGGCAGUGGCAGGACUCUUCCUGUUCAAUUUCGCCAUUGACGACAUUAUGCGAAGAACAGUCGACCAGUGUCUCGCCGACAUUGUCUUAGCACCGUCAGGCCCCUUGGCUGAUUUCGAGUACGCCGACGAUGUUGUUAUAUUCGCGGAAAGCAGUACGAAACUUCAACAUGUUGUCAACCUUGUAUCAAAGCUGGCUGCAGCCUAUGGACUACGUCUACGCCCUGAUAAAUGCAAGCAGAUGUGGAUCUCUUCGAGAACUCGAACGGAAAUCAGGGUGGACGGAUAA
Molecule: messenger RNA, 1689 nt
Organism: Necator americanus (New World hookworm)
Lineage: Eukaryota; Metazoa; Nematoda; Chromadorea; Rhabditida; Ancylostomatidae
Exons: 2
Coding region: 1-1689 (562 amino acids)
Source: RefSeq, a predicted model, not a curated record